AUGUCGAUCACUGAUAAAGCACCCUUCGUAAUGAUGGAAACCAGUAUGGGAAAGAUUUGUCUGGAGUUAUAUUGGGAUCAUGCGCCAAGGACUUGCCGAAACUUCAGUGAGUUGGCUCGUCGAGGAUAUUAUAACGGGACGAUUUUUCAUAGGAUUAUCGGAGAUUUUAUGAUACAGGGAGGCGAUCCAACAGGAACAGGAAGGGGUGGAGCUUCUAUUUAUGGCGACCGUUUUGCGGACGAAAUCUCCGAGAAACUUAAACAUACCGGUGCUGGAGUUCUAUCGAUGGCAAAUGCAGGCCCAAAUACGAACGGGUCUCAGUUUUUCAUCACUCUUGCUCCCACCCAACACCUCGAUGGCAAGCACACCAUUUUUGGACGAGUUGCAGCAGGGAUGAAGGUUGUGCAGAAUAUGGGAAAAGUCGAUACUGAUAAUCAGGACCGCCCACGAGCAGAAGUUCGAAUAAUAAAAGCUUAUCCAAGCGACGACUCUCGGUUCAGUUGA
Molecule: messenger RNA, 504 nt
Organism: Cooperia oncophora
Lineage: Eukaryota; Metazoa; Nematoda; Chromadorea; Rhabditida; Trichostrongylidae
Source: the annotation of a GenBank genome assembly